This is a messenger RNA of Larimichthys crocea (large yellow croaker), 1746 nucleotides long. RefSeq names its product centrin, EF-hand protein, 2 (gene cetn2). Gene Ontology annotation, molecular function: calcium ion binding. The transcript is spliced from 5 exons. The record is from RefSeq and is a predicted model, not a curated record. Gene Ontology annotation, cellular component: myosin II complex. The coding region runs from base 331 to 855 and encodes 174 amino acids. Lineage: Eukaryota; Metazoa; Chordata; Actinopteri; Sciaenidae.
CAGAGGCGGUGAGCAAAUCAAACGCCCGGGCUCCAUGACAGCAGAUGCUGAGCUGCAAAACCUGUACAUGCUGUUGGCCGUUCAUUUUUAUUUUGCACAUUUUAGCGGCUGUUCCUGCGAAAUAAAUAGACGGGCUUGAGGAAUAAGGGAUUAUUUAAUAUUCAGUGUAACUAAAUGGUAAAUGCGAGCGCCUGAUGUAAAGUAUAAACCGUUUCAUCUCCAUCUCCUGCUCCUCCCUAAAUAAUAGGGAGGCUUCAUAUAGCCCAGAGGAAAACAUUGAUUGCCUGGUAGAUCCACAGCUCCUCUUGUCAAUCACCUACACAGCAACUGAUGGCAACCAGUGCCAAGAGACCAUCCCUGCAGGGUCCUGUGCCACCCCCUCGCAAGAAGACAACCCCCAAACCUGAGCUGACCGAGGAGCAGAAGCAGGAGAUCAGGGAGGCCUUUGAGCUGUUCGACACAGAUGGAUCCGGAUACAUCGAUGUGAAAGAGCUCAAGGUCGCCAUGAGGGCUCUGGGGUUUGAGCCGAAGAAAGAGGAGAUCAAGAAAAUGAUUAGUGAGGUGGAUAAAGAUGGCACAGGGAAAAUCUCUUUCGUGGACUUCCUUGCUGUCAUGACACAGAAAAUGGCCGAGAAGGACUCCAAAGAGGAGAUCCUGAAAGCUUUCCGCCUGUUCGACGAUGACGAGACGGGCAAGAUCUCAUUCAAGAAUCUGAAGAGAGUAGCAAAAGAGCUGGGCGAGAACCUCACAGAUGAAGAGCUGCAGGAGAUGAUCGAUGAAGCAGACAGGGACGGAGACGGAGAAGUGAACCAGCAGGAGUUCCUGCGCAUUAUGAAGAAAACCUGCCUGUACUGAAGGAAGUGCAUGACAUCAGGGUUGUCGAGUGUUGGUUUUUACAUGUAAUGCUGCUCAUAUAUCUACUUCCGUCUUAAAAUCCUUAUUAUUGUGUCGUGCCAUACAUUUACACCUAGAAUGUGUUUUCAUCUGUCGCACUGAAAGGAAAUUGUUUAAGACUUUUGAGCAAAAGUCUGGUCAAAUGCCAAAUUAUCCUCCUUUGAUUUACUUGAUAAUCUACAUUACAUUUGCCAAAAAACAGAAAGAGAAAUCUCCCUUUCUCGUUUGAAAUGCUGCAUACGUUCAUGAAGAAUACGCUGAUAAUGUUAAAGAUGAUAUAUGGGUUAUUUGUUGUCAAGAAAUUCUCAGUGCCUACGUCAACAUGCUGACAAAUCCGGUGCAUUGUACAGCACCAUGUCACUCUAGUUUUUAAAAGGCGCUUUAUAAAUGAAGUUUAUUUACUUAGUUACAUUCCAACGCUUUGUUUGAUUAAAUAUACAGUCUGUGCAUUAUGUUUCAUCCAUCCGUAGAUUGUUUAGUUUGUACUGGUAACUCCAGUGUUUCAGGUCUUCUAUGCUGGUUCUCCAGAGAAACAGUACAGUAUGAGGAGUUGGUUAACCCGCUGAUGAUUGGGGAGUGCUGACUCACCUGAGUGAUACCUGUGGAUUUGUGCCUGUGCCUCUUAAAGGGGUGGUGAUCAUCACAAUCAGGGAAGCUGCCCGACCUCUCUGACCUACACACCUUCCCACUAUCUUGAAUAUACGAUUGAUGGUGUAUGUAUUUUUCUUGUAGCAUUGAGUAUUUAUCCCUCUGUAUUCUUGAGUGUUUUGUAAAAUGCAUAUGUGACUUUAAUGAGAUAUAUACCUGGCAUAUAAAUGUUUAAAGUACUAAAUUAAAUAUAAUGAAGCAGUU